Messenger RNA from Rhagoletis pomonella (apple maggot), 738 nucleotides. RefSeq lists its product as uncharacterized. The transcript has a single exon. Gene Ontology annotation, molecular function: nucleic acid binding. NCBI's taxonomy places the organism in Eukaryota, Metazoa, Arthropoda, Insecta, Diptera, Tephritidae. Bases 1 to 738 code for a protein of 245 amino acids. The record is from RefSeq and is a predicted model, not a curated record.
AUGACAUCACAUCGGUUGCAACGCUGGGCCAUCAUACUUAUGGCCUAUCAAUAUGUCGUAAAGUAUAGGAAAACUACUGAACAUGGUAACGCCGACGCUUUAUCGCGUUUACCACUAGGCUACGACAAAAAUUUCGAUGACGAAGAAGCACGCUAUAAUGUACGUGAAUUAUACACACCAAUUAACGCUGAAAUUAUUUGUAGACACGCCGAAAACGAUAAAGUCCUAAAACGGGUCUGCUCCUAUGUACAGCGUGGAUGGCCUGAAAAAUUAAGUCCACAAGAUGCGGAUCUACGACCAUUUUUCAACCACAGAUUUGCCUUAACCAUCAAAAGUAAUUUACCUUGCCUCCAAACGGAGUAUAAUCGUGUCAUCAUUCCCGCUUCUCUCUGCGGUCAAAUUCUUCGAUUGUUACAUGAUGGACACUGGGGUGUAACUAAAAUGAAACAAUUAGCGAGGCGAAAUAUCUGGUGGGUCAACAUGGACAAAGAUAUUGUCGAAAUGUGUAGCAAUUGCGACAUAUGUAAGGUUGUAAAUCCUGCACCCGCACGCCAGUACGAAAGUUGGCCUGACACUAAUCGCCCAUGGGAAAGAGUGCACAUAGAUUCUGCUGGACCUGUUUUUAAUUCUAUGUGGCUCAUCUGCGUCGAUGCAUUUUCACAAUUUCCAUUUAUUGUACAAAUGACAACUACUACCACUGUUCAUACCAUAUCUGCGCUAUCAUGUGGAUGUGGAUAA